AUGACUGAAGACGCCCCGAAGCUCGAACACAAGGAUUCCUUCUUCGAGAAGAUCCUCGACCGCCACCACCACCAUGAUCACCACAAGCAUGGAAGCGAGAACCAGGCUACCAAGGACAAGCCUCACGGUGAAGACCAUGACCAUGCCGCCCAGGACAAACAUAAGGUCGGCGAGGACCAUGCCGCCCAGGACAAGCAUCACGCAAACGAGGGCGGGCUGCGUUCCCAGCUGAAGAAAGACGAGGAACGCCUCAAGAAAUACUUCACGAAGGAUGAGAAGCGCAGUGAAGAUGGGCAAACUUAUGGAGGCUUGAUGUAG
Messenger RNA from Penicillium roqueforti, 318 nucleotides. RefSeq lists its product as uncharacterized. Bases 1 to 318 code for a protein of 105 amino acids. Lineage: Eukaryota; Fungi; Ascomycota; Eurotiomycetes; Eurotiales; Aspergillaceae. The transcript is spliced from 2 exons. The record is from RefSeq and is a predicted model, not a curated record.